This is a messenger RNA of Otolemur garnettii (small-eared galago), 2805 nucleotides long. It is a transcript of the gene EEPD1, whose product is annotated as endonuclease/exonuclease/phosphatase family domain containing 1. Lineage: Eukaryota; Metazoa; Chordata; Mammalia; Primates; Galagidae. The transcript is spliced from 8 exons. Gene Ontology annotation, cellular component: plasma membrane. Gene Ontology annotation, molecular function: catalytic activity; DNA binding. Gene Ontology annotation, biological process: DNA repair. Bases 584 to 2293 code for a protein of 569 amino acids. The record is from RefSeq and is a predicted model, not a curated record.
GCUGGGGCCGUGGCGCUAGUGCUGAAUCUGGGCGCACUGUGGCUGACCUCGCUGCCGAGUUGGGCGCAGGACUUUUUGCCUGUAUAAACGCAGCGGCGGCGACGCUGCAAGUCCUGGUGCAGUCUCAAGUCUUGGUGCAGCCAGGGCGGUCGGAUUUCGCCGCCGCUGCCGCCGCCACCGAACAGUCCUGAAGCUUCUGCCCGCUCUGGGAGAGCGACACUGAGUUUCUCCCGCAGAAAGAGCCGGGACACGCGGACCGAGGCGGCGCGGGAGGCUUCUGGCGGCCUGACCGCUGACCCGCACCCGCAGGCGCUGCAGGGCCGGAGGCAGUGGGCCCACGCGGCUCGGGCUUCUGAACCGUAGGUGGAAGAGGGACUGACGUCCCGGCAGAGCGGACAAGAGGUAGCCAAGUGAAAGGUAAUUUUGGACACUCUGAGCAUGGAUUUGCUGGGUGUUUGUGGUGACUUCAGCCCCUGAAUCCUGCACCUUCCAUUCUUCUGUGCUUCUAAGAUACCUUGGGCUUCCUCCCUGGCCACGAGUUCCUCAGGGUGAGGCCCUCCUGGACCCCUGAUCCUGGCCAACCAUGGGGAGCACCCUGGGCUGCCACCGCUCCAUCCCCAGGGACCCCUCAGACCUGUCCCAUAGUCGCAAGUUCAGCGCAGCCUGUAACUUCAGCAAUAUCCUGGUGAAUCAGGAGCGCCUCAACAUCAACACCGCCACGGAAGAGGAGCUGAUGACCCUGCCGGGGGUGACCCGUGCUGUGGCCCGCAGCAUUGUGGAGUACCGAGAGUACAUAGGUGGCUUCAAAAAGGUGGAAGACCUGGCUCUGGUAAGCGGAGUGGGCGCCACGAAGCUUGAGCAGGUCAAGUUUGAGAUCUGCGUGAGCAGCAAAGGCAGCUCUGCACAGCAUUCCCCCAGCUCCCUGCGGAGAGACCUGCUGGCAGAGCAGCAGCCUCACCACCUGGCCUCCGCGGUGCCCCUCACCCCACGUGUCAACAUCAACACGGCCACUCCGGCUCAGCUCAUGAGUGUGCGAGGCCUCUCGGAGAAGAUGGCCCUUAGCAUCGUGGACUUCCGCCGCGAGCACGGGCCCUUUCGCAGUGUGGAGGACCUGGUGAGGAUGGAUGGGAUCAGUGCCGCCUUUGUGGACAGAAUACGGCACCAGGUGUUUGCGGAGAAGUCCAGGCCCCCAUCGACCCACACUAACGGGGGCCUAACCUUCACUGCCAAGCCUCAUCCCAGCCCCACCUCACUGAGCCUCCAGAGUGAGGACCUGGACCUGCCCCCCGGAGGGCCCACACAGAUUAUCUCCACUCGGCCUUCAGUGGAGGCCUUUGGAGGCACGCGGGAUGGGCGGCCUGUGCUGAGGCUGGCCACCUGGAACUUGCAGGGAUGCUCGGUGGAGAAGGCCAACAACCCUGGGGUGCGAGAGGUGGUGUGCAUGACCCUCCUGGAAAACAGCAUCAAGCUUCUAGCUGUGCAAGAACUACUCGACAGAGAGGCCUUGGAAAAGUUCUGUACCGAGCUCAACCAGCCCAUCCUGCCCAACAUCCGCAAGUGGAAGGGGCCCCGGGGAUACUGGAAGGCCGCUGUUGCUGAGAAGCCUUCAAGUCAGCUCCAGAAGAGGGCUGGGUACUCAGGAUUCCUCUGGGACAUGGCUGCUGGUGUGGAACUGAGAGAUGCCACCUCGCAGGAGAGCUCACCCAGCAAUGGGCAUGGGAGACCUGUGGGCCCCAGCCCGUACCUCGCAAGGUUCAAGGUGGGAAGCAAUGACUUGACCCUUGUGAACCUUCACCUGGCAGCCCUGACCCUGCCAGGGGCUGAGAAUCCAUGCAGGAACCACAGUGACAGCCACCGGGUGGCGAGCUUCGUGCAGACCCUACAGGAAACCCUGAAAGGAGAAAAAGAUGUGAUUAUUUUAGGGGAUUUUGGCCAAGGCCCAGAUAGCAGUGACUGUGACGUGCUGAGGAAAGAAAAAUUCCACCACCUGAUCCCUCCGCACACCUUCACCAACAUCAGCACCAAGAAUCCUCAGGGCUCAAAGUCUCUGGACAACAUCUGGAUCAGUAAAAGCUUAAAGAAGGUUUUCACCGGUCACUGGGCUGUAGUGAGAGAAGGUCUCACGAACCCUUGGAUUCCAGAUAACUGGUCUUGGGGUGGAGUGGCUUCUGAACAUUGUCCUGUGCUGGCUGAGUUUUACACUGAGAAGGACUGGAGCAAGAAGGAAGCCCCCCGGAAUGGCAACGGGGUCGCCUUGGAGCGGAGUGAAGCCAACAUCAAGCAUGAGCGAUGAUGACACCAAAUCACUUUUUCUACCCCUUGACCCAGGAGGCACAGACAGGAGCUAACCCUUCCGGGGACUGAACUUUUAAUCUUUAUUCUGAGAGCAUCAGCAUGCAGGCCUUGGCCCAUGGCCUUCUCUGUGGAUGGUUCAGGGCCUGUGAUGGGGGUAGGGGUGUGCUGGGCCUCACCACACCACCCAGUGAAAUCAGAAGCCCAGCACAGAACAGAAAUGCCUUUUACUCUGUGGGUGCCGCUGGCCUCAGCAGGAUUGAGCCAGCUGUGCGCUGCUGGCUGGAUGGCAGCACCAGGAGAACAGUACCCGAGGUGAGAAGGAAGGAGAGCGUGGCUCGGGCUGCCCGCCCUGGCUGAGCAAAGCCAGAGUGCUCAUUUCUGACCACCAGGAUGUGACCUUCUGGCUGCCCAUUACAGAAAGCUUUUAACUGUGAUUGAGCACUCUUCUCAAAUAUUUUGAAUGGUGAUUUUUAGUUUUGUUUUGAAAAAAUAAAGAGAAAUUAACCUGCC